GAAGUUGAGGUAGAUUCUUGACCGUGUGUUUGGCGCAUUCGCUCUGUUCUUUGCCAUCAGCCUGUUCGGGAAUUAAGGAAAUGUUGUGUCCAGGGGAGAUACGCCUGGUUCUUGUUGUACUGGUGCUGGUUUCUCAGGUGUUCUGCCAAGAUGGACAACCAUGCUACAACUCGAACGGAGCAUCCGGUGUGUGCAGAAGCAUCACAUCAUGUCCAACGUCAUUCCAGCUGAACAUUAAUCCCUUUAGCCUUUUCGGUGGAUCACAGCGUGGAUGUCAGAACUUUUUGGGCAUCGGUAGCGUGUGCUGUUCGAAUGGAUAUCAAAGUACGACACCACCGGUUAGUGCAGAUAAUCCAGUCAUCAGACCCCAAGUUCCGACUAGUACGCAAGCCCCACAGACCUCACCGAGAACAACGACACCACGAGUGAACGUUGGAUUAGAGUGUACGGAUGCUAAAGGCUUUGUGAUACCGUGCACUUCGGGUGUUUCGACGACUCCGAAACAGACCACCAGGGCCGCGACCACUACUGCACCUACCACUACUGGCCGUGUGACUACCAUUCGAACAACGACACCGAUUAUCCUACAAACGCGGCUUAACAAUGAGCCCAAGUUCGAGAAACCGGCUGUUCUACCGACACUAGAAACCGGCUGCGGUCUUAGCGAUAUCGAGCAUAACCGCGUCGUUGGUGGCGUUCCGGCUGCACUGCACGGCUGGCCUUGGAUGGCACUGGUAGGAUACGAGAACAGUCUUGGCGAAGUUGAGUUCCGCUGCGGCGGAUCACUGAUCACCGAUCGGCACGUGCUGUCAGCGGCACACUGUAUACUGUCCUCAUUAACCACGGUACGGCUAGGGGAGCACGAUUUGAACAAUCAAACCGAAUCUGCUCAUCUCGAUGUUCCGGUGUAUAAGUACCUUUCCCAUCCAUCUUACGAUACCUUCGACGGACACUCCGAUCUGGCAAUACUGUUUCUAUCGGAAACGGUUCCGUUUAACGACGCCAUCAAACCCAUCUGUCUUCCGUUUAUGGAACCGGUCCGGAGUAAGGAUUUCACCGACUAUAAUCCGUUCAUUGCGGGAUGGGGUCGUACGGCGGAAAUGGGAUUCGAAGCGACGGUACUACAGGAGCUGCAGAUCCCGAUACUGACCAACGAUGAGUGCAUGCAGCUGUACAAGAAGAUAGGCAAACUGUUCACACGGAAGCAAUUCGAUAAUGCCGUUUUGUGCGCUGGCAUACUAGAAGGUGGCAAAGAUUCGUGUCAAGGCGAUAGCGGAGGACCGUUGAUGUUGCCGUAUGCGAUCAACAAGAAGUUCUACUACUUCCAGAUCGGAAUCGUCUCGUACGGUAUCGGUUGCGCACGGGCCAAUCUUCCCGGCGCUUACACGCGGGUUGCCACGUUCGUCGAUUGGAUAAUCAAACAAGUGUCCUCCCCAUGAAAGACGAUCGGAAGCCAGCAGCGCCAGCAGAAAGGAGUGCAAUGUAUGCUUCGUUU
Molecule: messenger RNA, 1495 nt
Organism: Anopheles darlingi
Lineage: Eukaryota; Metazoa; Arthropoda; Insecta; Diptera; Culicidae
Product: venom protease-like
Exons: 5
Coding region: 81-1439 (452 amino acids)
Biological process (GO): proteolysis
Molecular function (GO): serine-type endopeptidase activity
Source: RefSeq, a predicted model, not a curated record